AUUAGCGUUUAGUGUUAGAAGAAAGAAUAUUCAAUUUUUAUAAAUUUGUCAUACCUCUGAAACGUUGUGUAAAUUGUGUAAAUUUGCAAAAAGUGAAUGACCGUUCAAUAUGAACAGGAAACUGGUUCUUAUAGUUCUGCUAAUUUUAACAAGUGUUUGUUCGGUAUCAAGUACUGAUGAUGGUGACGAUAACGAUCGAAAUGAUACUACGAAAUCUCCUCAGGGAGAAGAUGACGAGAACGACAACAGUUCCACGAUUGCAGAUUCCACUACCUCAGUUUCAUUUUCAUCAGACGAUUACGAUGAAGACGUCGUCAACGACGAUGAAGACGUCGUCAACGACGAAGAAGACGAAGAGGACGAAUACGACCACAAAGUCUACAAAACAAAACGAUGGAUUCGAACUUUCGUCUUUAUGAUUGGAAUUGCAUGGGAGCAGUAUUUUCCCAAUUCAAAUGACACUGUAAAGGAAGAAAUUGGUCCGAAACUCCGUGUGGGUCAAUUGUGUGGCUUGUUGAAACAGGAUUUAAAGGAAGCUUACCAGAAAAAGUGUACGAAAUUGUCCGGGGAUGAGAAUGCGUACGCUGAAUUGAGUAGCGCAAAGGACGAAUUGAAAAAUUCGUUGGUAAUGUGGCUGAAAUAUCAGUAUGAGACUAUUAAGAAUGCUACAAAAGCUAAAGAUUUCAAAUUAGUCGCAACGACAUUUUGCCAGAAGCGAGAUGAACUGUUCGGGUACGUGAAUGAUUUUAGGAUGCUGAAAGAUCGCUGUUCUUUUCCACGCGAAAUCAAAAGAGAAAACCACAUACGGGACAUUCUGAAAGCCAUUUCGGAUUCAGUUUGCUCUAAUGGCGGAACCGACCUGGCUUCGCUGGUUUCUCGUGAUGGCGAAGGACGAAAAUGUGUUAUGAUCAACAAGGACGAAAUUCUGACAUGCGGAAAUAAGGCACUCUACGCGUUUUUGAAGAGAGUUGUGAAAAAGUUCAUCGAAAACGAAUAUUUUGAAUUCAAAAUGGACAAAGACGAUUGCGAUGAAUUCGAUGCUGUGUCGGAAUGUUUCGUUUCAUCAGUUGAAAACUGUGUAGAUCCAAUUGCUAAAAAUCAAUUUACGUCGAUCUUUACGAUUUUCCGUGAACAAACCAACUGUGCAACGAUUACAUAACUCAUCAUCUUGUCGUUACUAGAUAUUUCGAUUGGAAUAAAUAAAAUCUUCGUGAAAAAAAUCCUAA
Bradysia coprophila is the source of this 1226-nucleotide messenger RNA. RefSeq lists its product as uncharacterized. Lineage: Eukaryota; Metazoa; Arthropoda; Insecta; Diptera; Sciaridae. The record is from RefSeq and is a predicted model, not a curated record.